This is a messenger RNA of Amborella trichopoda, 1113 nucleotides long. The record is from RefSeq and is a predicted model, not a curated record. NCBI's taxonomy places the organism in Eukaryota, Viridiplantae, Streptophyta, Magnoliopsida, Amborellales, Amborellaceae.
AUGUCUCUGAUCUUGGGUCGGCUAUUUCAUGCUGUUUCGAUCAAAUUUGUAAUUGGGUUUUCCGUUUUUGUGGGCAAUAUAGUGAUUGAUAUGUAUGUUAAGUGGUUUUGCAUGGAAGAUGCUAAGAAAUUCUUGGAUGUAAUGCCUGAGAGGAGUAUUGUUUCCUGGACUAGUGUUGUUGCUGGCUAUACUAGGGACGGUGAUAAUCUAAAGGGGUUGGAGCUUUUGACAAGGAUGGUUCGAGAGGUUCAUCGACCUGAUCAACCAGUACUUCGUCUAAAUGAAGCCAAGAGAUUAUUUUCUUUGAUGCCUGAGAAAAAUGUGGUCUCGUGGACUGCCAUGAUUGUUGGAUAUGUAUGUCAUGGCGAUGCCGUGGAUGCAUUGGAUCUCUUUCUUAAGAUGAGGCUAAUAGGAAUUAAGGGGGAUGAGUAUACUGCAUCAGCUAUACUCAGAGCUUGUUCUAUGGCUGUGGCUCUAGAACCCUGGAAGCAAGGACAUGGUGAUAUUCUCAAAGGAGGGCUAGAAUUGGAUGUAUUAGCGACUAAUGCACUCAUUGACAUGUAUGGGAAGUGUGGUGAUAUUCUUAGUGCACGUGAUGUAUUUUUGGAGGAAAAAGAACCAGACUUAGCGUCAUGGAAUGCUAUGAUAUGCUGGAUUCGCCCAGCAUGCCAUGGAGGCCUUGUGGAGGAAGGCUUAGCUUACUUUAGAAUGAUGACAAAAAAAUAUAAGAUCACUUCUACAGAAGAGCACUAUAGUUGCAUGGUAGACCUUUUUGGUAGAGCUGGGUUACUAGUUGAAGCUUUGAGAUUCAUUAGAGAGAUGGAUGUGAAGCCUGGUGAUUCAGUUUGGGGUGCUUCACUUGGGGCUUGUAGAAUUCAGGGAAACAUUAGGGUUGCUGAAAGGGUAGCAAAUGAGUUAAUGGAGCUUAUGCCAGAGAACCAGUAUAUAUGCCUAGCAAAUAUCUAUGCCGCAGCUGGUCGGUGGCGGGAUGUGGGUUUUGUAAGGAAGAAAAUGGCAGUGAAGGAUAUUAAGAAAGUUGCUAGGUGCAGCUGGAUUCAAUUAGAGAAUACCGUCCAUAUGUUUGUUGUUGGAGAUGGAAAUCACCCACAAUAG